This is a messenger RNA of Pyrus x bretschneideri (Chinese white pear), 2313 nucleotides long. RefSeq names its product pentatricopeptide repeat-containing protein At2g35130. Gene Ontology annotation, molecular function: protein binding. NCBI's taxonomy places the organism in Eukaryota, Viridiplantae, Streptophyta, Magnoliopsida, Rosales, Rosaceae. Bases 406 to 2148 code for a protein of 580 amino acids. The transcript has 8 exons. The record is from RefSeq and is a predicted model, not a curated record.
UCCUUCACCCACUCUCUGUCUGUCUGCAUACAGGAUUUUUUCCGGUGUCCCAGAAUACAAAUCAAAGAUCUAACAGUUAAAAUGCUCGGAGCACCAAAAAAAUUUCGUCUGUAUACAAUACAGUUCUACUGUUUCUUGUUACUGGUUUUUGAGUCUGUUAAACUUCUCUCUUUCCGGAUUGUUGGUUUCAAUGGGAUUCAACGGCGGGUGUGCGUGAAAAUUCCCAAUACUGACUGCUUCACAGUUAUUAAGGGUGCAUUGUGUUAAAUUUCAUGGAAAUUUAAUUUAAUUUAAUUUAAGAGCUACUUAGUUUGUGUUCAUCGCUUGUAUGCACUAUACUUUGUGAGGUAUGUAAGUUGAUUCGAAUGAGCAUUCCGAUGGUUGAUAGAAAUUUCAUUUGAUGGCAUGCAUAGGUUGAUCGCUGAACGCGCCAUUAGUUAUAUUUUUGUUGCGUCAAGAAGCUGCAAGAGUGAUGCAAGAUGGAAAGCCAAGAGUUCCAGUAGUAGAGCUGUUGAGAAGAGCAAGGGCGACGGACUUUACAUUGACAAACGCGGAAAAUUCAGAAGCUUCAAUAACAAGAAACUGUCUAGGAAACGAUGUGGUUCUCUAAGGGGCCGGGGAUGGAAAUAUGGAUCGGGGUUUGUGGACGGAGUUUUCCCUGUGAUGAGCCCCACUGGUCAGCAGAUACUGGACUUUGUACAGAAGGAAGUCGAUCAAAACAGUAUUUGGGAAAUUCUUGACACUCUUCCAGCCUCUCAUACCAUAUGGGACGAUAUCAUUAACGUAGCUGUUCAACUUCGUCUCAACAAACAGUGGGGCUCCAUAAUCUUGAUAUGUGAGUGGAUAUUGUACAAGAGCUCCUUCAAGCCAGAUGUCAUCUGCUACAAUUUACUUAUCGACGCUUAUGGGCAGAAGUCGCAACAUAAAGAUGCAGAAUCAACAUAUUUGGAACUUCUUGAAGCUCGAUGCGUACCUACUGAAGACACCUAUGCCCUUCUUUUAAAGGCGUACUGCAAGUCUGGGUUGUUCGAUAAGGCUGAAGCCAUCUUUGUCGAAAUGCGGAAGUAUGGUCUUCCACCAAGUGCAAUCGUGUUCGAUGCUUACAUUAACGGGUUACUAAAAGGCGGAAACCCUCAAAAAGCAGUAGAGAUCUUUCAGAGGAUGAAGAGAGAUCAAUGCCAGCCAUCUACUGAGACGUAUACGAUGCUAAUCAAUUUAUACGGAAGGGAAAGGAAAUCUUUUAUGGCUCUAAAGCUGUUUCAAGAAAUGAAAAGCCAGAAAUGUAGACCCAACAUAUGCACGUAUACAGCUUUGGUAAAUGCAUUUGCGAGGGACGGACUUUGUGAGAAAGCGGAAGAAAUUUUUGAGCAGAUGCAAGAAGCAGGGUAUGAGCCUGAUGUGUAUGCGUACAAUGCCCUUAUGGAAGCUUACAGUCGUGCAGGGUUUCCUUACGGAGCUGCAGAAAUUUUCUCUCUAAUGCAGCACAUGGGAUGUGAACCCGAUAGAGCUUCGUAUAAUAUCAUGGUAGAUGCAUAUGGGAGAGCUGGUCUUCAUGAAGAUGCACAAGCUGCGUUUGAAGAGAUGAAGCGGUUAGGAAUAACCCCGACAGUGAAAUCCCAUAUGCUACUUUUAUCCGCCUACUCCAAAGCUGGCAACGUAUCAAAAUGCGAGGACAUUGUGAACCAGAUGCAAGAGUCCGGGCUGGAGCUAGACACUUUCGUCAUUAACAGCAUGUUAAAUCUGUAUGGCCGGUUAGGCCAUUUAGAAAAGAUGGAGGAAGUUUUGACAGCAAUGGAAACAGGACCCUACGUAGCUGAUAUCAGUACAUACAACAUCUUGAUUAACAUAUAUGGACGGGCAGGAUUUUUCGACAAGAUGGAAGAGCUGUUUCAGUCGCUUCCACUCAAAAACUUGAAACCGGAUGUUGUGACAUGGACUUCGCGUCUUGGAGCAUACUCGAGAAAGAAACUAUACACGAGAUGCUUGGAAAUUUUCGAAGAAAUGAUUGAUGCCGGUUGCUAUCCAGAUGCCGGAACUGCCAGGGUACUUCUUGGAGCGUGUUCAAGCGACGAUCAAACCGAGCAGAGAUGCUCUAAGGUAUGCUCAUGGCUAAAUUGCUCAAGCUCCAUAUCUUCUCUAUGCAACUGAGGGUAAUUGCAAGAGGGAAGCUAGCAUGCCCAAAUAACUGUUACGUUGUUAGAUUGUCAUUUCAACCACUCAACUAACUUGGAUGUCUAUUACUCUGUUCUCCACCUGCGCUUUGUAUCACUCGAGAGUAUGACAAACAUUUCAUGUGUACGAGUAAUGAAUUCC